AUAAGGUGAUGUGUUACAUUAGUCUUCGUGAGUAACUCUCACGAUGUUGCGUUUCCUACUCAUAAGCGCCUUGGCAGUACUGGCUUCAGCUAGAAGGUCACCCAAUGCUGAUUAUGUUGAGAAGAUUUUGGAAGCUGAAUUCGCUGGAAGGUAUUCAAAUAACAUAAUUGAAGAUGCCCUUUUGGAUGUUCCUGGUCUCGUGACGAAAUAUAGAUACCCGCUGGAAGUCCAUACGUUGACCACCUCUGAUGGGUAUAUAUUAGAAGUCCAUCGCAUCCCACACGGUAGAGACGAGAACAAUACUCCUGACUCUAAUAAACCUGUAGUAUUGUUGAUGCACGGUUUAUGGUCAUCUUCAGCUGAUUAUGUACUUUUGGGACCUGGAAAUGGUUUAGCCUAUAUUCUUGCUGAAGCCGGUUUUGACGUUUGGAUGGGCAACGCCCGUGGCAACUACUACUCCAAACGUCACCUUACCCUCAACUCUAAUGGUGGCAGGGGAAAUAUUGAUUACUGGAAGUUCAGCUGGGAUGAAAUCGGCAAUUUGGACCUCCCUGUCAUCAUCGAUCAUAUCAUUGCUACCACUGGCCAGCCCAAAUUGCACUAUAUUGGACAUUCCCAGGGUAGCACAACUUUCUUGGUUUUGAACUCAUUAAGACCUGAGUACAAUGACAAAUUUAUCAGUUUCCACGCCAUGGCGCCUGCUGCUUUCUUCAUUCACUCUCAAUUUGGGUUGUGGUCGGUGGCACCUCUUGAAGCCUUUUUGGAGGAGACUUUGCAUGCUAUCGGAGUUGCUGAAAUCUUAGGCAACAGGGACUUCUUUACCUGGUUCGCUGUCAACUACUGCUUCGAGGGCACUACCAUCGGGAACAUAUGCGACUCCAUUUUGAAUGGAAACAACCCGGAAUAUUACAACAGCACCUUAACACCCCUUUUUUUCGGUCACACCCCAGCUGGGUGUUCUCUCCGCCAGAUGUCACACUACGGUCAGAGUAUCAACACUAAGAAGUUUAGACGAUACAACGACAUUCCCAUCAGAAACAUUGAAGCUUACGGCCGCCCUACACCCCCUGAAUACGACCUUAACAAAGUGACAGUUCCCACUUACUUCCAUUAUAGUUAUGGUGAUGUACAAGCCGACUACAGAGACGUUGAGUAUUUAGCUGACAGGCUGCCGAAUGUAGUAGGAAGACUGCUGGUAGAAAGAGAUAGUUUCAAUCAUUUCGACUUUAUUUGGGGGGUUGACGCCAAAGACCAACUCUAUGAUAGACUUGCUGAGCUUAUGCUUGGUUACCAUAAAGAUGAAUAACGGGUAGAAUUUUUCAUGUAAAUAAAUAAAGAUAAUUAAAGCAUAUAUUUCAUGA
Amyelois transitella is the source of this 1361-nucleotide messenger RNA. RefSeq names its product lipase 3. The record is from RefSeq and is a predicted model, not a curated record. Lineage: Eukaryota; Metazoa; Arthropoda; Insecta; Lepidoptera; Pyralidae. The transcript has 5 exons. Bases 44 to 1306 code for a protein of 420 amino acids. Gene Ontology annotation, biological process: lipid metabolic process. Gene Ontology annotation, molecular function: hydrolase activity, acting on ester bonds.